Messenger RNA from Solenopsis invicta (red fire ant), 375 nucleotides. RefSeq names its product piggyBac transposable element-derived protein 4-like. The record is from RefSeq and is a predicted model, not a curated record. NCBI's taxonomy places the organism in Eukaryota, Metazoa, Arthropoda, Insecta, Hymenoptera, Formicidae. The transcript has a single exon. The coding region runs from base 1 to 375 and encodes 124 amino acids.
AUGCACAACGAUGCUGCUAUAAAUGAUGACGAAAAAAAGAAGCCUCGCAUGAUCACUUUUUAUAAUAUGUACAAAAGUGGGGUGGAUACUAUGGACCAGAUGGUAACGAGAUACACAACUCAUAGACAAACGGCAAGAUGGCCACUUGCUUUGUUCUUCAACGUUGUGGAUAUAGGAGCUCUUGCUGCAUACGUUAUCUACUACGAAAACAACAAGAUGAUCGAUAAAAAGACGAAUCAACGUAUUUUCUUGCGGCAACUGAGUGAAGAACUGGCAAAGCCAUUCAUUGAAGAUCGCGCUGGGAAUCCUCAAGUGAUGCGCCAUUUCAAAACUCGCUAUCGAGAGCAUCGUCGGUCUACAGCUUACCCCUUCUGA